AGAAAGGUAAAUAAUCUCGGGGAGGAAAUGUUCGGCCCUCUAAAAGUGGUAUUGACGGCAGGCUGCAGCCACUCGCUUCAAUCUUGCUGAAGUGACUUCUAUACCACACAUCGCGCUGAUAAUGGGAUACGCUGUGACUGCAGGUGUGCUGGUGGCAGCAGGGGUGGUGACGCUCUCCACGGUGGGCUUGCUCCUGGGAGCCUUUUUUCUGCGGAAGAAGAAGAACGCCCCAAUCACACUGCUCGACCCCACCGUCAAAUACCAGCUGAGGCUCAUCGACAAGGAGGUUCUGAGUCACAACACGCGUAGAUUUCGCUUUGCCCUGCCUUCUCCAAAGCACAUAUUAGGCCUCCCUGUUGGUAAACAUGUGUAUCUGUCCGCCCGAAUCGAUGGAAACCUUGUCGUGCGUCCAUACACCCCUGUCUCCAGCGAUGAUGACAAGGGAUUUGUGGACAUUGUUGUGAAGAUCUACUUCAAGAAUGUCCACCCCAAGUUUCCCGAGGGGGGCAGAAUGUCCCAGUACCUGGAGAGCCUGCAGGCAGGAGAUGUGGUGGACUUCAGAGGACCAGGCGGACUAAUGGAGUACAAGGGCCAUGGGCAGUUCGCGGUGCAGCCUGAUAAGAAGUCCCCAGCAGAGAUAAGAACGGCAAAAUCCCUGGGUCUCAUCGCAGGAGGGACAGGUAUCACCCCCAUGCUCCAGCUGGUCCGGGCCAUCGUCAAGAACCCCACCGACCUGACCAGCUGCAGCCUGCUCUUCGCAAACCAGACAGAGAAGGACAUCCUGCUUCGUGAUGAGCUGGAGGAGAUUGCGGCCAGGCACCCUGACCGCUUCAAGUUUUGGUUCACUGUGGAUCAAGCCCCGAAAGACUGGGAAUUUAGCCAGGGAUACGUCAACGCCGACAUGAUUCAGGAGCACCUCCCCGCCCCUGGCGAGGACAGCCUGGUCCUCAUGUGUGGUCCACCUCCCAUGAUCCAGUUCACCUGCAAUCCCUGCCUGGACACGCUAGGCUACCAGCCAAGCCAACGCUUCAGCUACUAGACCCGCAGUCCUACACCUCCCCACCCAAAGACCUCUACCACAGACUCCUACACCUCCCCACCCAAAGACCUCUACCACAGACUCCUACACCUCCCCACCCAAAGACCUCUACUGAAGACUCCUACACCUCCCCACCCAAAGACCUCUACCACAGACUCCUACACCUCCCCACCCAAAGACCUCUACCACAGACUCCUACACCUCCCCACCCAAAGACCUCUACUGAAGACUCCUACACCUCCCCACCCAAAGACCUCUACCACAGACUCCUACACCUCCCCACCCAAAGACCUCUACCGCAGACUCCUACACCUCCCCACCCAAAGACCUCUACCGCAGACUCCUACACCUCCCCACCCAAAGACCUCUACCAGAGACUCCUACACCUCCCCACCCAAAGACCUC
Molecule: messenger RNA, 1444 nt
Organism: Conger conger (European conger)
Lineage: Eukaryota; Metazoa; Chordata; Actinopteri; Anguilliformes; Congridae
Product: NADH-cytochrome b5 reductase 3-like
Exons: 9
Coding region: 122-1039 (305 amino acids)
Cellular component (GO): mitochondrion
Molecular function (GO): oxidoreductase activity; FAD binding
Source: RefSeq, a predicted model, not a curated record